This is a messenger RNA of Sceloporus undulatus (fence lizard), 2613 nucleotides long. Its product is annotated as disintegrin and metalloproteinase domain-containing protein 21-like. Bases 73 to 2301 code for a protein of 742 amino acids. NCBI's taxonomy places the organism in Eukaryota, Metazoa, Chordata, Lepidosauria, Squamata, Phrynosomatidae. The transcript is spliced from 21 exons. Gene Ontology annotation, biological process: proteolysis. The record is from RefSeq and is a predicted model, not a curated record. Gene Ontology annotation, molecular function: metalloendopeptidase activity.
AAACAGGCAACAGGGAAGUUGCAUGAGUCCUUGGCCCUCCAUUUUGUUUCCUUUCAGCGCCGAGAGCAGGGAAUGUCGGGCUCUGGAGCACCCCUCGCCCUGCUCCUCCUUGGCCUGGGCUUUGUGGGAGCAUCGAAAUACCUUUACUUUGAAGUCAUCGUGCCAAAGGAACUCGGACCACAAACUGGCUUCCACUCCAAGAAAGAACUGUCUUAUAAAGUAAGAAUUGAAGGAGUUAACAGGAUAGUUCACCUACGUCAAAAGUCUUUUAUAUUUCGGAAUAUGCCUGUUUACUCUUUUGAUCUGAAAGGAAACCGGCGGGAAGAUCAUCCCUAUAUAAAGGUUGACUGCUAUUAUAGAGGAUAUGUGGAAGAUGCCUUGGACUCUGACGUGGUCCUCUCUACCUGCACCGGGCUUUGGGGAUAUAUACAGAUUGAAGGUCUGAAGUACGAAAUCCAACCUGUACAGAAUUCGCCUGCAUUUCAUCACCUUAUUUAUCGGACGGAGCGACAGCAGCAGGAACCCUGUAAGGCAAUGCCUGAGGAACAAGAUGAGCUGGCGAAUAAUGAGAUUCAGCUGAGAGGAGCAGGGGAGCCCAGGCAUGUGACAGAGUUCCCUGGAGCUCGUUCAGUGUCCAGAUAUCUAGCGUAUUUUGCUGUUUCUGGCCAUUCAUUGUUUCAGCGAGAAGAGCAAAAUGCAACCCGAGUGAUCCUGGUGAUCCUUCAGGUCUUUUCCAUCCUUCAUAACAUAUAUGAAGACAUCGGUCUUAACAUUGUUUUGACAGGAAUAGAGUUAUGGACAGAGCGAGAUUAUCUGAUAAUUAGUGAUAAACCCAGUGAAACUCUGGAUAUGUUUUACAACUAUGUUUAUGCUCAGCUUUGGCAUCAAGCUGGUUUUGACCAUGCCGCUUUAUUCACGAUUAAGAAUGAGCUCAAGCCCUCUGGAAAGCAGUGGCAGGCACAUUCUUGCCUUCCUACCAAUGUCUCUGUUUCUGUUGUCAAGAUUUCCUCCUCACUGAUGCAAAGUGGUGCAUGGGCAGCACAUCAACUGGGCCAUGCCAUUGGAUUUGUCCAUGAUGAUCUCCCGAGGCCUGAAGCCAGAAUGUGUGAUUGCAACUGCAACUCCAAGCCUGGCCACUGCGUCAUGCAUUCAGCUGUUGCGGAGUGUCACAGACUGAGCAACUGCAGCAAAAACAGGUUUCGUACCUUAUUAGCCCGGUAUGGGGGGAGAUGUUUCCUGAACCUGCCAAAAGAUCAGAAGUCUAGAAAGAUAUGUGGAAACGGCGUGGUGGAAGCCAAUGAGGAGUGUGACUGCGGUACGGAUAAGGCCUGCCAAAGGAACGGCUGUUGCCUACAGAACUGUACCUGGAGUCCGAAUGCCAGCUGCUCUCAUGGAAAGUGUUGUGAGAGAUGUAAGUUUGUGAAUGAAGGGAUGCUCUGCAGAGAAGCCACCAACAAAUGCGACCUGCCGGAGUACUGCACCGGGGGUUCUGGCAGCUGCCCAAAAGACACGUACAAGCAAGACGGGACGCCGUGUGGGACCAACAACAGUUGCUACUUAGGGGAGUGCCUUGACCUUCACUUCCACUGCAGAACUCUCUUCGGCAAAGAUGCAAAACCUGCUCCACUGAGUUGCUACAAGGAAGUUAACAUGAGAGGAGACCGGACCGGCAACUGUGGCAAGGCUGACCUGGAAUACAAGAAAUGCAAAGAAGAGGAUGUCUUUUGCGGAAGGAUCCAGUGUAUCAACGUCAAGAAGAUCCCAAUAAUUUCAAACAAGCAAGGUGUAAUCCAGACACCCACGGGCAAUAUCUUGUGUUUGGGUACGGAGUUUCACGAAGAGGAGGAGAUGUAUGAUGUCGGAGCAAUAAAAGAUGGAUCGGCCUGUGGUCCUGGCAAGAUAUGUGUAAAUAGAUCAUGUGUCAGUCGGACAAUUCUGAAUUAUGACUGUGAUUUCUCAAAGUGCAACCACCAAGGCGUGUGCAAUAACAACAAGAAUUGCCAUUGUGCUUAUGGAUGGGCUCCUCCAUACUGUAGCAGUCGGGGAUUCGGAGGAAGCAUUGACAGUGGGCCCCCUCCAGAACAAAUCAAAUCCAAAAAAAUGCUAAUGCUAGGUUCACUGCUUGGGGUGGCCUUGCUUUUGGUGACUAUUGGUAUAAUGACUAAGAAGUAUAUAUAUGCUUGGAGUAGGUUUGGAAUGAGACAAAAACUAUCUCCAGAGCCAAUGUAUUCUUCUCCAGAAGAAGAUUCUUCUCCAGAAGGGGAUUCUGCUCCAGAAAAUUCCGAAUUGACUGAAAGCUAACCAUCAGCAGGUGGCAUCCUGUCCUACUCUGCGUAGGACCAUUUGUCCGGCAAGAGACAUGUGAAGGAAGGUCCAUGCGAAGGUCACUGGAGAGGAAGGAAGGAGGAAGCUCAUUCUGCCAGCUGCCUUUGCGCUCACCAACCCAUCUAUGCAUGCUCUCUCUUUGUCUCUGUGUCUGGUCUUCUGCUCCUGAAUUUCUAUUUACUUCCUUCCCUCUCUCCAUCGGGUUUUAGACAAAGCAUCUUGGACUCCUUGCAUGAAAUUCCCAUUGCUGUCUCUCUCUGGCAGGAGUUAGCCCUGCAGCUCCAUAAA